UGCGCUUGCCGGCGGCCCAAGCCCCCUCCCCCCGGGGCCCGCCUCUGGGUUGCUCUCCCUCCCUGUGCCACUUCCGUGUGGAUGGCCCUACUGCCCCGCACGCUGAGCGCGAGCGCGGGGCCGAGCUGGCUGCGGGCGGCGUGCGCCUUCCACGGCUUCCCGCUGCCUCCGCCCGGACCCGCCGGCGCCCUGCGCACCCUCUCCCAAGCCAUGGCGUGUAAGCAGGAGCCUCAGCUGCAGUGUCCGCCGCCCGCUGCGGUGGCCUGCUACGACUACCUGGUGAUCGGGGGCGGCUCCGGCGGGCUGGCCAGCGCACGCCGGGCAGCCGAACUCGGCGCCAGGGCCGCGGUGGUGGAGAGCCACAAACUGGGCGGCACUUGCGUGAAUGUUGGAUGUGUACCCAAAAAGGUAAUGUGGAACACAGCUGUCCACUCUGAAUUCAUGCAUGAUCAUGUUGAUUAUGGCUUUCAAAGCUGUGAGAGUAAAUUCAAUUGGCGUGUUAUAAAAGAAAAGCGGGAUGCCUAUGUGAGCCGCCUGAACACCAUCUAUCGAAACAAUCUAACCAAGUCCCAUAUAGAAAUCAUCCAUGGCCAUGCAGCAUUCACAUGUGAUCCCCAGCCCACAGUGGAGGUUAAUGGGAAAAAAUACACAGCUCCUCACAUUCUGAUUGCCACAGGUGGUGUCCCCUCAUAUCCUCAUGAGAGCCAGAUCCCUGGUGCCAGCCUAGGAAUAACCAGUGAUGGAUUUUUUCAGUUGGAAGAAUUGCCUCGCCGCAGUGUCAUUGUGGGCGCAGGUUAUAUUGCUGUGGAAAUAGCUGGGAUCCUCUCAGCCCUGGGCUCUAAGACAUCAUUAAUGAUACGGCAUGAUAAGGUACUUAGAAAUUUUGAUUCACUAAUCAGUUCCAACUGCACUGAAGAGCUGGAGAACGCUGGCGUGGAGGUCUUGAAGUACUCACAGGUCAAGGAAGUUAAAAGGACUUCAUCAGGCCUGGAAGUUUCCGUGAUUACUGAAGUUCCUGGAAGCAAGCCGACCUUGACCACUAUUCCAGAUGUUGACUGCCUGCUCUGGGCCAUUGGGCGGGACCCAAAUUCCAGGGGCUUGAAUUUAAACAAUCUGGGAAUUCAAACUGAUGAGAAAGGUCAUAUUAUAGUAGACGAAUUCCAGAAUACCAAUGUCAAAGGUGUCUACGCUGUCGGGGACGUGUGUGGGAAAGCUCUUCUUACUCCAGUUGCAAUAGCUGCUGGCCGGAAACUUGCCCAUAGACUUUUUGAAUGCAAAGAAGAUUCCAAAUUAGACUAUGACAACAUCCCCACUGUGGUCUUCAGUCAUCCCCCUAUUGGGACGGUUGGACUCACAGAAGAUGAGGCUGUUAAUAAAUAUGGAAAAGAUAAUGUGAAGAUCUACUCAACCACGUUUACCCCAAUGUAUCACGCAGUGACCACAAGGAAAACUAAAUGUGUGAUGAAAAUGGUUUGUGCCAACAAAGAGGAAAAGGUGGUUGGGAUCCAUAUGCAGGGAAUUGGUUGUGAUGAAAUGCUGCAGGGUUUUGCUGUUGCAGUGAAAAUGGGAGCAACUAAGGCUGACUUUGACAACACGGUUGCCAUUCAUCCUACCUCUUCAGAAGAACUGGUCACACUCCGUUGAGAACUUAGAGACUUCUGUGGCUGGCAAUUGGGCCAGUGGACCUUCUGAGAUGAACCAAUCAAUCACUUUUACUUCCUGUUCCAGUUUUAUAUAUUUCUUUAUUUUAAUCAGGAUCUUCUGAUAGCGGAAAUUUUUAGUAAAGAAAGUAACUUAUUUAUGUAAUCAGAAAUGUGUUAAUCCAAGGUUGAUUUUCAUUUGAUCCUAUUUCACAAUAAUUAAUGUUUUAAAGUUGUUUUAUUAACAGCUCUGUGCUAAUGUUUUUUUCCAGCCUCAUUCCAAGUAUAAAACUAUAUGAAGUACAAUGAAGUUAAUGUGCUUGAAUGAAUACAGCUUCCUAAUUUUAUAAAGGAAGAGGAUGGCAGCUCUUCACAUUUAAGUAAUGCAAGUGCACAGAAUCUAUAUUUUUUUGAAGCCAGUACUGUGUUCUGCAUAUGCAGAGCUGCUUCAAGGAUGUGACUGUUCUCUAAUCCCCUAUUUUUUUAAUUCUUUUAAGUGAUUAAAAAUGGGUUUUGUUCUUUUUUUGAGAUGAAGUGUAUCAAAUUUGGGAAGGAUUUGAAGAGGAUGGUUAAAUAUGUGAGAGGCAUUCUAGAAGUCAUUCUUGUUUUCUGUAAUAGGUGGAUUCAGAUACUUCAAAAAUCCUUUUCUCUGCCAAGAAUUCAUAGCUCAGUAAAUAAUUUCAACAUUUGUAAA
Marmota flaviventris (yellow-bellied marmot) is the source of this 2334-nucleotide messenger RNA. RefSeq names its product glutathione-disulfide reductase (gene Gsr). NCBI's taxonomy places the organism in Eukaryota, Metazoa, Chordata, Mammalia, Rodentia, Sciuridae. Gene Ontology annotation, molecular function: flavin adenine dinucleotide binding; glutathione-disulfide reductase (NADPH) activity; NADP binding. Gene Ontology annotation, cellular component: cytosol; mitochondrion. The record is from RefSeq and is a predicted model, not a curated record. Gene Ontology annotation, biological process: cellular response to oxidative stress; glutathione metabolic process; cell redox homeostasis.